Molecule: messenger RNA, 2732 nt
Organism: Lytechinus variegatus (green sea urchin)
Lineage: Eukaryota; Metazoa; Echinodermata; Echinoidea; Temnopleuroida; Toxopneustidae
Gene: mindy4b
Product: inactive ubiquitin carboxyl-terminal hydrolase MINDY-4B-like
Exons: 13
Coding region: 525-1841 (438 amino acids)
Biological process (GO): protein K48-linked deubiquitination
Molecular function (GO): K48-linked deubiquitinase activity; cysteine-type deubiquitinase activity
Source: RefSeq, a predicted model, not a curated record
GGUAAUUAAUCACCUGCAUCUCGGCCACCAGCCGCGCCGGGAAUAUCGGAUCGAUGAACAGAUCGGAAGGAAAUUUUGUACCGGGUGGCAACUUAUGACUGUGUCAUAUGAAAUAUACUGUAAAUCGCUCCAUAAACUGUUGAAACCGUAUAAGCCAAAAAUGUUUUGUAUCACGUCUUAACGGGUCGAACACUGUAAUAACAGCACUUCUUCCAGGGUAGAACGGAAAAGGUUAUAAAUGCAGCCUUGAAAAGUUUCCCUCGAACUACUCCAGCUCAUCGCCUCGGACCAUCGACCACCACCUGUUCGGCUGUCCCCCGAUCUUCAUGGGCGUGACUGCCGCCAACAGCAGCCAACCUUUUCUGCAGUACUGGAUAUUGUUCAGCCCAGGCCAAGGAGGGAUCGUUUCAUCGUUUAAAUUCAGGACGCCGCUGUAGGUAUCCUCUUCACGUGACCAGUGAACGUGUUUGCCUUGACAUGUGGGUCCAAGGAACUGCCUGAAGAGUUUCAGCCCUCCAUUCAAGAUGUCAACUGGGAUGACAGCCACCAAGGGAGGCAAUCAGCAACCAGAUCUCUUCAAGUUAGCUGCUGCUUUGGAGAAUGCCACACCAAAUAACCUCUUUGCCUCUGCUGCAAGACCAAAAACAUCACAAGAAGAAUUUAAAAUCACAAAGACCAAGGAACAAGUUGAAGAACAGGAUGGGAAAGAAGCCGGUGAUGACAUCACAAUGGAAACUGCCGAGGGGAUCAGAGAUGUGUUGUUUGGUAGAAGAUCGUUUACUAUCGGCGAUGAAUGGAAAAGGGCUUCGUUUGUACGGUGUCCCCCAGAUGGCCCGUUUCCCUAUGGGCUACUUACACCAAGGGAUAAAGCAAGAGGACUAUUAAUUGCUAUCCAGGCACAGUUCAUUCAAAAGAUACUAGAGGGUGAUGGCAACCAGUCUACUCAGGAUCCAGCAAGAGCUACAGGUCAGAUUAAAGUUCGCAAGUCACUUACAGCUUACGCCCAGAGGAAGCAAUUUAUUAGCACGCUAGUUACUAUUCUAUGGCGAGCAGGAGAAUGUAAGAAAGCUAUUGUUGUUCUACACUAUCCAAAGUAUGCUGCCUUGCUUUACUCACAACAAAAGAGACUGGAGCAUUUUAUUCAGGAGAUCAAAGUGAUAGAGUGUGUUAGUGAAAAGCAGCUUCACAAAUUGCUGGACAAGAAACUAGGAAUGUUUGAAGACCAGGUUGGAGGAGGCCCUCUGAUGUUCCUUUUCAGUCUCAUCCUUUCAAGAAGAAUCUCAAAACUCAAAGAUGAUCUUCAAGGAGAGUAUCUAUGGACAGAGACAGACCAAUGCAGUCUUUCACUCAUCAAUCUUGUAUUAAGUGGACAGGCCACACCUUACCUCUUCAAUGGAAAACAGGAGUAUGGUCUGGAUUCCAAACCAUUGGAUGUACCUCGUUAUGGCAUCCAAAAGAGAGCUGAAAUUGGUAUACUUGUGGUUGACAGGCCCGAAGGAAAACAAGCCAAAAAUAUCAAGAAAAUCACAAUAGGGAGCAUGUUGAAGACUCCUGUCUUUCCUGUCUGGGUGUUGAGGUUAAAAGGACGUUAUUCACUCUUCUUCUGCUGUAAUCUGAACCUAAACCGAGAUUGGAGGAGUGAGGCUAAGUUUAGUCUUUAUUUCUAUACGGGUCAGAGUGAGCAGAAGGAGGAAGUCAGGUUGACAGUUGAUUCCAGACUGAGGCUUAUGGAGGAGAAAAAGAAAAAGGACGAUAAGAAUAUUCCUCUAGUAGAUGAGUGCAUUCAAUCAAGAUGGCCUGGUGCCCAUAUAGACUGGAAUGGAACGCCCCCUUUCUUCUGAUGAACCAAUCAGCAAUCAGGAUGAGUAAAGAUACUCCCUAAGUGUGCAAAAAAUAAUAAGUGAAAUGUAUUCUGUUUUUUACAGUGCCAUAUGUAGUCUUUAUUUGUCACAGUUAAGCUGAUUGAGAUUGAUUCAAUUCAACUUUAUUUCCACAAUUAAAGAUAUAUAAAUGUACAGAAUCAUUGACAUGAAAUGUAUUAUAUAUGUGAAAGGGUCAAAGAAAGCACAAUGCUUGUGUUAAUUGGCCCUAUAACAAAAAUCCAAUCAAUUCAUGUCAAAUUUACACAAAAGUUAACAAUAUAUAACACUUUUACCUUUGAUUAUAAUUUCUGUACAUGUAUAUUUUCAGAAAUUGUCUUGUAUUCCAUCUUGCAACUGUCCUCUGACAAUAAGUGAAAUGUUCUCCUCUUGUUAAAAGUGCCAUAAUUAAUCUCUUUAUGAUGUAAGGGUGAGCUCGUUUAGAACGGUGGAAUCUUUUAAUUCUAAUUAUCUUCAGAAAAUAUGAUGUUUCUCUCAUGAAUAUGCCAAUUGAAAAUAAGAUGAAUUUUAUCAUGUCUUUUUACAUUGCCUUAAGCACACUUUAUUUAGGAUGUUAAUGUGGGGAAAUUUACAAUCACAUUCCUAUUCUUGUUUUUUCAUAUAUUUUUCACAAGAUACUAUGGCUACGUAUUCUAUCAUAAGCUUGUCAACUGGAUUGAACCAUGGUUUCUUUUACAAGUUUAUCCUCAGUAACUUUUCUUCAUGUGAUCAUUCUUCAUAUUUACUGUAAAACAAAUAGAGGUUGAUGUCUUAAUCAGCUACUUAGUUGUAUCCCACCCGGAGGGGCCACUUACAUUGACGAGUGGAUACCAUGCGUGACCAAAAAAACACGUAAAAAGGAUGUCUUUUUCA